AUAUAGAGCUGCAAGCAAAGCAGUGAAGUUCCAAGUCCACAAACAGCUUCUUUUAAGAAAGCAGAGAACUUUCUCAGCUUUUCUUUAUCACUUAACUUCACUUUUUAAACAAUGUCUUGCGUGUUCUCUCCUCAACCCCAGAACUGAAAACCUCACAGACACAUCCAUGGAGUUCAAUCUUGAAAACCCAUUAACAAAUUUCAAUGACUCUCACUCUAACGCAUUCACUUCUCUCUUCCUCGCUGAGUCUGAACACAUGCCAGCUGAAAACUACUUUCAGAGUCUCAAAUCCAAAGAUUUUGAUAUCUCUGUUCGACGAGAAACCAUCUCUAUAAUCUCACAGCUCUCUUGCAACUUCGAUCCGUUAUUGUCUUACCUUGCUGUCAACUAUCUUGAUCGGUUCUUGUCUAGCCAAGGGAUGCUGCAACCAAAGCCAUGGAUUCUAAGGCUUCUUGCUAUCUCCUGCGUUUCUCUAGCUGCCAAGAUGAAGGGAACAGAGUUUUCCCUCUUUGAUUUUCAGGGUGAUGGAGGUUUUAUUUUUGACACACAAACAAUAGAGAGAAUGGAGGUCCUCAUCUUGGGAGCUCUAAAAUGGCGAAUGCGCUCAAUCACUCCCUUUUCUUUCAUAUCUUAUUUCAUUUCUUUGUUCAAACUUAAAGACCCCUCAUUGAAGCAGGCUAUUAAAGCUCGAGCUACUGAGAUCAUAUUCAAAGCUCAAAAUGAGAUUAAGCUUUUGAAGUUCAGGCCUUCAAUAAUUGCUGCGUCAGCUCUUCUCUCUGCUGCUCAUGAAUUAUUACCCUUGCAAUAUCCAUGCUUUAGAAAAGCAACAUCCAAUUGUUCAUAUGUAAAUAAAGAAAACUUACUGCAAUGCUACAAUGCAAUGCAAGACAUAGUGAUAGAUGGGUACGAGUCAGUUUUCGAUAUGGUAUCAAGCUCUGUCACACCGGUCAAUGUGUUAGACCAGCAAUUUUCAAGCACGGAAAGUGAAAAGACCAAUGGCACUAUUACUAGCAGCAGUACAAGUAGAUCAGAGAGAGACAUCAAGAAGAGAAGAAUCAUUGGUUACUGUGACAAUCUCACGGUCCAGAUUUCUCGGAUUCAACAGUGUUGAUGAACUUGAUUCCACAGUAUUAAUCACCGGUCCAUUUGAGAGUGACACUACCUGCCUCAAGUAAUGAACAGAAAAAGAAAAGAGAAAAAAAGAGGUGGGUGAAGAAGUUGAUAUUUCAUGGAUAAAACAACUGUUGCAUAUCUCAGGCUUUUAGCACGGCCCACUUACUCCCUUUCGGCUAACACAGAAUUGGGAGCAAAGAAGAGAAUUUUUGUUUCUUUUGUUUUCCUUAGGGACCAAACAAAGACAAAACAUAACUUUGGAUUGUAGGGUUCAAUUUUGUGUUUCUGUUUUGGUUCUAGUAACUAGUGUGAUUGUGUCUCUUAGUUUCUGGCAAAGGAAUAAUAAUAGUUUGAAUAACAAAACAACAAUUUCCUUGGAAAUUAAAA
Messenger RNA from Quercus lobata, 1500 nucleotides. RefSeq names its product Cyclin D6;1 (gene CYCD6;1). The transcript is spliced from 6 exons. The record is from RefSeq and is a predicted model, not a curated record. Lineage: Eukaryota; Viridiplantae; Streptophyta; Magnoliopsida; Fagales; Fagaceae. The coding region runs from base 167 to 1111 and encodes 314 amino acids.